AUGCGGCACCUAGCUGCUAAUCUAGUGCAGUCUGCUCAAAACUCUGCUGCGACUCGGAUUGAACUCAUCACCCGACAAUUUUCUGGGAUUGCCGGUGCAUUUGCAUAUGCAGACACUCAAUUGGCUGCUGCAACUGUAGGACUGCUGGGGCUUCUUCUUUUGUUCCAAAAAAAGAUAAUUGCAUUUAAGGAUGUGAAGUAUCCACAUACAGGUGUUGCUAUUGAGGAAGCCAUUACAACUGUUCUGACAGACUAUGGAAUCAAAGAGAAGAUGUUCACAAUAACACUGGACAAUGCAGCAAACAACAAGACAGCUUGCGAUCUUCUGCAAGAAAGCGGAAAGCAAGACAUGUUAUUUGGUGGUGAGCAUCUUCUUGUUAGAUGUUGUGUUCAUAUACUCAACAUUCUUGUGCAAGACGGUAUGAAUGUUGCUAGUGUUGUGAUAGAAUUGAUAAGAGACCUGAUUAGGAACAUUAACUCAUCACCUGCGCGUAUCCAGAAUUUCAAUGAGAUAGCUCAAAGAGAAGGUCUUGCUGCAAAGGCUGGUUUAGUCCUUGAUGUUCCAAAUCGUUGGAACUCAACAUAUGCCAUGAUUAUGGAGGCAGCAAAGUACAAGACCGUCUUGAAGCGAUAUGCCACAGCAAACCAGCAACCAUUUCCAACCGAAUCUGAGUUUAGUAAAGUUGAGUCCAUUGGUGAAUUCCUUGGAGUUUAUGAAGAAACUACCAGGGCGUUCUCAGCUGAUAGAUAUCCAACAUCCCACAUGUUCCUGGAUAAUGUGCUUUGCAUCCAUCAAACUCUGAGAAGUCCAGAAUGGCACAAGGAUCAGUUUUUCACUGAUUUGGCAAAUGCAAUGGAUAAGAAAUUUGAUAAGUAUUGGAAUGGAAAUUACAAUAUGCUCCUUCCUAUUUGCAGCAUACUUGAUCCAAGAAAGAAACUUGACCUCCUUGACUUCUUCUAUGAGAAGGUGUGCAGCAACUUUAUUGACAUUGAAAUUAGCACAAAUAUGGUUAAAGAGUAG
Panicum virgatum (switchgrass) is the source of this 1020-nucleotide messenger RNA. RefSeq names its product zinc finger BED domain-containing protein RICESLEEPER 2-like. The transcript has 4 exons. NCBI's taxonomy places the organism in Eukaryota, Viridiplantae, Streptophyta, Magnoliopsida, Poales, Poaceae. The record is from RefSeq and is a predicted model, not a curated record. Gene Ontology annotation, molecular function: DNA binding. Bases 1 to 1020 code for a protein of 339 amino acids.